Molecule: messenger RNA, 987 nt
Organism: Schistosoma curassoni
Lineage: Eukaryota; Metazoa; Platyhelminthes; Trematoda; Strigeidida; Schistosomatidae
Source: the annotation of a GenBank genome assembly
AUGGAGUUGAGUCCCAGUGAGUUUUCAGAUUAUUCGGUACUGCAGGACAAAGAAAAUAUUGCUGUAUGCAAUAAGCCGAAAUCAGAGCUCAUGAAUGAAAAGAUUAUCAAACAAUGUGAAUUCUAUUUCUCGGAUGCAAAUAUUCUAAAAGACCAAUUCCUUCUAAACUUAGUCAAGUCAUCAAAGGAGGGAUGGGUGGAUCUCUCUGUAAUUGCAGGUUUUAAAAAACUCCAGUCUUUGACGACGGACCUUAGCGUUAUUCGUCAGUCACUGGCAGCUUCAACCAAAAUUGAGGUGUCAGAAGAUGGGAACACAAUUCGACGCAUUGAUCCUUUGCCCGUAUGGGAUAAAUCCGUUUACUACCGUACCAUCAUAUUGUCGGAAUUCCCAGAAAAUUCGAACGUCACAGUGGAAAGUAUUCAGGAGUUCUUCACGAUAAAUGGCCAUCCUCCAUCUUUAGUGCGCGUUCUGUUUCCAAACCGCAAGAUACCAUCUGAUCUUAAACGUUCACAAAUACUACAUAAUCAACUCGGCGUCAAAAUCUGCGCUGUUGUUGAAUUCCCUAAUCGACCUGAUGCAUUAAAAGCAAUUAAUUUAUCUCGCUCUCACUGGGGGAAAAUAUAUGCAUACCUUUUGUGUCAUGGCAAUAAAAAACUGAAUAAAAACCAACCUGAACAUAAGACUGUCCCUAAUACCACCAAUUCCAAGGGUGUUGCUGAUGACAAAGUUGAACCCAUUCGCAAACCACUUCUACGUCGUCUGGAUUGCCUUAGCAACAAUAGCAUUCAUGUGUCUCACGUACGAGAGCCAAUAGGUCCACCAACUGAAGAAAGUGCUGGUUUUUUGCCUGGUUGGCGUGAAUUACUCCGGUUGCAGCGAAUGCUGAUUCGUGACGGAGCUGAAGUGAAUAAGUCUUCAGAAGCUGAACUUCAGCAAUUGGAUAAUGCGAUUGUUUGUAUAGACUCCGGUGCAGUUUGCGCCUCUUAG